Molecule: messenger RNA, 484 nt
Organism: Beta vulgaris subsp. vulgaris (sugar beet)
Lineage: Eukaryota; Viridiplantae; Streptophyta; Magnoliopsida; Caryophyllales; Amaranthaceae
Product: 60S ribosomal protein L39-3
Exons: 3
Coding region: 149-304 (51 amino acids)
Biological process (GO): translation
Cellular component (GO): ribosome; cytosolic large ribosomal subunit
Molecular function (GO): structural constituent of ribosome
Source: RefSeq, a predicted model, not a curated record
AGUGCGAAUCCAAUAAGAUGGAGCCCAGUAAAUGGGGUUUUAGAAAAGUAAAUCAUUUGAAGUUUAGGGUUUCAUUUUCCAUUUAGAUUUAGGGUUCCUCCGCCAUUUCAUCGUAGCAGAACCACAACCAGAACCAGAACCAGCAAAGAUGCCUUCACACAAGUCGUUCAUGAUCAAGAAGAAGUUGGCCAAGAAGAUGAGGCAAAAUAGGCCCAUCCCUUACUGGAUUCGCAUGAGGACUGACAACACCAUCAGGUACAAUGCAAAGCGUAGGCACUGGCGUCGCACCAAGCUCGGCUUCUGAGGUGGAUGCUCCUUUGCUCAGGGCUCGUGCCUUACCUAUCUUUUUUUUUUUUUGGAUUUUAGAUUUAAGAAUUUUUGGUAAUUGAAGUUUUGUGGAGCUUCGACAAUUUUCUGUUGAUGAGAUGUUAUUCUUGCUUAAUGGAGUAUUUCUAUGAGAUUACGAUCAACUUUUAAGUUUCAA